This is a messenger RNA of Bactrocera oleae (olive fruit fly), 3133 nucleotides long. NCBI's taxonomy places the organism in Eukaryota, Metazoa, Arthropoda, Insecta, Diptera, Tephritidae. The record is from RefSeq and is a predicted model, not a curated record.
CUUGCAGACAAUUGGACAGACGCGAACUAAAUUUGCGCUGCUGCUGCUACUGGCGCCGCUGUCGCUGUAAGCAUUCGGGUUUGGGUAUUCGGGAUUUCCGCACUUUCGAGAACUGACACACCCGUCUUAAAACGCUGCAAGAUCACACUUUUUAGACUUGACACUCGCCGCAAUUGUGGCAUUCGCGUACUCGACAUUGAGGCGACGACACCGUCUUUCUUGUCAAAUAAAUUCGACUUUGUGCAAAUUCUUUGAUUACAAAUAAUAAUCCUUGAUUCACCCACAUUUGUGGUUCGGCAUUGUAGUGUACGUAUGUAAUACAGCUUAGCUGACAAAUAAUUUCCGAUUAAAAGUUGUAGAUAACUCGUGGUAUUUAUCCACACCACAAACUAACUUAUUGAGAGACAAGUGUUUUAGUUUUCAUAAUUAUCUCAUAAAAGUGUGUUUUUCCACUAUAUUUGCAGUGUAAACAGAAUAAAGUUUGUUGUUAAUCCAAAAGUGCGCAUAAUGACCUCAGACAGACUGAGUGCGAUCACGCCGAGUGGCCAAGGCAAUGACAAUUUCGGUUUGGAUGUUACCUUAGACAUACCAUCGAAUGGUAUGUACGCGGGCAGCAGUGAUUGUAUAGUGCAAGAUGAUGACCCACAAACCGAGCGCGGUUGCUGUGAAAAGUCGAGCGAUUGGGCCAAACGCACCGCCGCCAAUGUGUUUCGCAAAAAGACACUCUACAAACGGUUACCAAUACUACAGUGGCUGCCGAAAUACGACCGUGAUGAUUUUGUUGGUGAUUUGGUAGCUGGUAUAACGGUCGGUUUAACGGUGAUACCACAGGGCUUGGCUUAUGCGGGCAUAACAGGCCUAGAUUUACAGUAUGGUCUCUAUGGCUGCUUCUUCGGCUGUUUCAUUUAUGUGCUCUUCGGUUCCAGCAAAGAUGUGCCGGUCGGUCCUACUGCCAUCGCAGCACUGCUCGUCUAUCAAACUGCACGUGGUAGUUUGGAGAAAACCAUAUUACUCACUUUCCUCACUGGUAUAAUUGAAGUGCUGAUGGGUUUGCUACAACUCGGCUUUCUGAUAGACUUCGUGUCAGGGCCGGUUAGUGCGGGAUUCACGAGCGCCGUCGCGCUCAUCAUUUUUACUUCACAGCUCAAAGAUAUACUGGUUGUGAACACUUCGGGCGAUACUUUCGUCGAUAUGUGGAUCUCAAUUUUGAAUGAUAUUCAAAAUAUUAGCUGGAAUGACACAGCCCUGGGGGUUGGUUGUGUUUUCUUGCUAUUGGCUAUGCGUGCUAUGACUACUGUCAAAAUUGGACCUAAGGAUGGCAAAACGGUCUGGCAGAAGGUACUUGAGAAAACUAUCUGGCUGAUUGGCACAUCACGCAAUGCGGUGUUGGUGAUUUUAGUUACACUCAUGGGUUAUUUGUUGCGCAGCUCGGGCAUUGAUAUCUUCAAGAUGGUCGGUUUUGUGCCGAAGGGUUUGCCUGAAUUCAAAGUGCCACCAUUCUCUGUGACCACCUACACCAACUCCACAAGUGGCGAAGUUAUUGAGACACAUGAAACUUUCGCCCAAAUGGUGAGCAGUUUGGGUGCUGGACUGAUAGUUGUACCGCUGAUUUCUUUAUUAGAAAAUAGCGCUUUGGUGCAAGCUUUUGCCGAUGGCAAACCUUGUGAUGCCAACCAGGAGCUCAUCGCCAUUGGACUGUGCAAUAUUGGCAAUUCCUUCGCCCAAGGCUUCCGUGGCAAUGGACCAAUUGCUCGUGGUGCUGUUUUGAAUGCUAGUGGUGUUCGAACACAACUAUCCAAUCUCUAUACCGGUGUUAUUGUUAUAUUCGCCUUACUGUGGCUCACACCAGCCUUCUAUUAUAUCCCUAAAGCCGCUUUGGCCGCCAUCAUUUUGGCUGCCGUGAUCUUCAUGGUGCAAUAUCGUGUAAUCAAGCCGAUGUGGAGAAGCAAAAAAACCGAUCUGAUUCCCGGUAUCAGCGCCUUUAUUGCUUGUCUAUUGUUGCCGUUGCAAAUCGGCAUUCUCGUGGGCAUCGGCAUCAACGUCAUAUUUAUUUUGUACAGCGCCGCACGUCCGAAACUGCGUGUCGAAACUGCUUGCACGUCGAAUGGCAUCAAGUAUCUCAUGCUCACACCCGAUCGCUGCCUCAUCUUCCCAUCGGUGGAGUUCGUGCGCAACGUGAUCAACAAACAAGGCCGUAAGUCAACCCUUCCUGUGGUUCUCGAUUGCACCUACAUUUAUGGCGCGGACUUCACGGCCGCCAAGGUUGUCUCGAUGCUCAUAAGUGACUUCGAGGCGCGUAAUCAAAAGCUUUACUUCUACAAUCUUCAGCGGCGAGUCGCGCAGGUGUUCGCGGGCCUUAACAAAGGACUGAUUGUUAUCUACGAUGCUGAGCAUUUGGAAAUGGAACUUGCCGGUAAAGGAAUAGAAUAAGUGAAAAUAUAGGUUAGGAAAUUCUUAAGUAUUGUAUGUGUGUUCUGUAAGGCAGUUACUUAGAAAAUGAAUACGUGAUAUUGUUUGCAAGGAAUGGCGACUCUACAACACAACCGUUGCUUAUUUAUCCACAAUUUAUUCAAUUAAUGAAUGUUGGUGCAAGGGCAUGUCAGUGACUAGCUUAAAUAAUUAGUUUGAAAAACGAUUUGACACAUUUGUACAUACCAGUUAUAUAUAUCGAAACGUCUUUCUAAAUCAAUAAAGGCAAUAUAAAAGGGACGCAAAAAAUAUACGAAAUAUACAUCUAUAACAUGACAGUGCUGAAGCGGAGAGGUAACAAUACGACAUUACUUAAUUGCUUACGGAAUCAGUUAGAAAAUUUAAAUAUUUGUUGUAGUUGUUAAUAACAAAUUAUGUAUAUUUUCCUCAAGUCCUACAGCUGCCUGCUUGCCUACACUAUUUUCACUACAUAUGUACAUAGAAACAUAUAUAAAUGCAUACACUAUAAAUAUAAAGAUAAAAAUCUGAGUCAUUGAUAUAUAGAUAUAUAUAUUCAUACAUACUUACAUACAUAUAUAGGUCUAGUUAAUUUUGUAUAGUUUUAUAUACAACUGUUAAGUUUGUCGAUUGCGGUUAAGUAAAUGUAUUUAUUUAAAUAAUAGACGAUUAAAUAUAUAAAUAAAAUAAAUAUGUAUUAUACAAA